Musa acuminata subsp. malaccensis (wild Malaysian banana) is the source of this 1952-nucleotide messenger RNA. RefSeq lists its product as uncharacterized. NCBI's taxonomy places the organism in Eukaryota, Viridiplantae, Streptophyta, Magnoliopsida, Zingiberales, Musaceae. The record is from RefSeq and is a predicted model, not a curated record.
GCGUUAACUCUCCCACCGUUACCACUGCCAUUAACAUCCGACAGAUCGUGUUCUCUUCGGCGGAUCCCCAAAUGCCGAAACGCUAGCGUUUGAACUCAAUUCUCGCUGUUCCAUCGAGCUCUCUUGCCCAAAUGGAAGGAAGAGGAGGAGGAGGCACGGAGGAACGCAGGCGGAGCAGCAACAAUGACGUGAUCCGGCUGGAGCGCGAGUCCGUCAUUCCCAUCCUCAAGCCCAAGCUCGUCAUGAAGCUCGCAGAUCUCAUUGAGCAAAAUUCUGACAGGACUGAGUUUUUGAAGCUCUGUAAGAGGGUUGAGUAUACUAUUAGAGCAUGGUACCUUCUCCAAUUUGAAGAUCUAAUGCAAUUGUAUUCUCUAUUUGAUCCUGUUCAUAGUGUUAAAAGAUUGGAGCAGCAGAACUUGUCUCCUGAAGAGAUUGAUGUUCUUGAACAAAAUUUCUUGACCUAUUUUUUUCAGGUAAUGGAAAAGAGCAACUUUAAAAUAGUGACUGAUGAAGAGAUUGAUGUUGCACACCAUGGGCAGUACUUAUUGAACCUUCCAAUCAAAGUCGAUGAAUCCAAGCUUGACAAAAGGCUUUUGUCAAAGUAUUUUAAAGAGCAUCCUCAUGACAACCUUCCAGAAUUUUCAGAUAAGUAUGUCAUUUUUCGUCGGGGCAUUGGAAUAGAUCAAACAACAGAUUACUUUAUAAUGGAGAAACUGGAUAUGAUCAUUUCUCGGCUAUGGCUGUGGUUCCUCAAGAAGACGAGGCUACAAAUGCUAUUUUCCAGAAGACAAAGCAGAAAACCAAAGAGUGAUCCCAAAAAAACAGAUGAACUUAAUCCUGAAACAGAAGAAGAAGAUCUAUAUGUUGAACGUAUCCGGAUUGAAAACAUGGAAUUGAGCAUGCGAAAAUUGUUUGGCAAGAUUAUGAUACAGGAGCCUACUUUUGAUAGGAUGAUUGUUGUUUAUAGGGGGGCUGGCACCAAGAACAAGAUUGACCGAGGAAUAUUUGUUAAGCACUUCAAAAAUAUCCCUAUGGCUGAUAUGGAGUUAGUAUUGCCUGAAAAGAAAAAUCCAAGUUUAACUCCUAUGGACUGGGUCAAGUUUCUUGUUUCUGUCAUAAUUGGGCUUGUUACUCUUGUUAGUUCACUUGAAUUGCCUAAAGCAGAUAUAUGGGUUGUUAUAGCUAUCCUUUCUGGUGUUGUUGGCUAUUGCGCUAAGGUCUAUUUUUCAUUUCAACAAAACAUGGAAACUUACCGGAAUCUUAUCACACAGUCAAUGUAUGACAAACAAUUGGAUAGUGGGAGAGGCACACUUUUGCACUUAUGUGAUGAUGUAAUCCAACAGGAAGUCAAGGAGGUCAUAAUUUCUUAUUUUAUUUUGAUGGAGCAGGGAAAGGCAACAAUUCAGGAUCUUGAUUUUCGGUGUGAAGAACUCAUUCAGGAAGAGUUUGGAAUGAAAUGCAAUUUCGAGGUUCUAGACGCAGUCCAGAAGUUAGAGAGACUUGGAAUCGUUGCAAGAGAUUCUAUUGGAAGAAUAUACUGCCUUCCUUUGAAGCGGGCCAAUGAGAUCAUAGGUCCUACCACCGAGGAAUUGGUGGUAAAAGCUACACAAAGCUCUGCUUAAUGUUUCCUGGAUAAGCCGAAAAGAUGAUGAUAUAAAGAUCGAUCUGAUGGACGAACCUUGUUGCCAACUUGCCAUUGACAUUGCCAUCUGAUUUAUUUGGAUGAUGAUGCAGCAACUAAAGGCUAUUCUGACUCUUUUCAUCUUUAUUGAUGUUGAUUGAGAGUUGCCUGAGAGUAUUGCCAGUUUGAUUAAUGAUUUGAUGUUCCAUUAAGAGUUAAAUCUUAUUAUUUCAUUUCACAAUGUGUAGAACUAUUACAUAUCUAUCAGAAUUGGACCAAACAUCGACUUGAUUGAAUCAUUGGGUAAAUUGAUGCAUCCAAAUUCUAUACA